UUGUUACUUGAAGACAUUUAAUAAAGUUUUUUGUUAAAAAAAAAAACCAACAACAAUGCGAAGUGCAUUAUGGGUCCACUUAUUGCAGUUGUCUUCGUGAUCUAGCGGCAGACAUUACCACCUAUGAGACUAUCAUGCUGAUAACUGGUUUUCCUGGAUUUAAUCUCACUGUAAACUUAAGAUAGCAGCAACUAUGGAUGCAUCUGAAGCAGAAGGCUCAACACAGAAUCAGGGAAAAGAGGAAGGUGCAUCAUCAGCUCAAGGAGAUGCUGGAGCAAGACCAAAAAAGGCAUCUUUGAAAAGAGCUGCAGAUGCCAAAGCAAAAAAGAAGCACAAAAAGGCUCGAGUGUCCAGACCUGCCCGGCCUGGUUAUACUGUCCAUCAAGGGGAAGAUAUGCUUCUCGUUAUAUCGAGUUCCACCUCCCAGUAUGACGGGUCAGUGUGGACUCUUAAGAAAAAGAAGGGGAGCAAAAAGAAGAAGUUGGCAAAAGGAAAAGGAAAAGCCAGUCAGGUCAAGAAAAAGAAGCCAGUCAAUGCCAAGCCCAAACUGGAAAGUAAACCAGUUAAAGAAAAAGAGGAAAAAGUCGCAAAUUUGUUUAUAACUCAGGAAGAAGACGACCACAGAUGGGGCCACAGCCUGCCUGAGGAGGUGCUAAUUAAUAUUUUUCAGAUUGUGGUCAUUCAAGAGGGAGCAGUGCCCUUUUUAUGCAGGGUGGGGAGAGUUUGUCGUCUGUGGAACGCCGCUGCCUCCAGUCCGAUCCUGUGGCACAGAGUGACUGUCGGUCACUGCUGGAUUGCACCAGGGAGGAGCCAACUACCAAAAACUCAGAAGAAGAUUAAGGACACUUUGGACUGGCUGGCACACAGCAGAUUCUCUCAGCUGCGAGACUUUUCUCUGUGUCACUGGACAAAGAACGUUGAUUAUGCAUUAGAGGUUGUGUCGCAGUACUGCCCUGAUCUUUGCUCCCUCAAGCUUUCUUACUGCACAGGAGUGACAGCGGCGGCCUUCCGCAGCCUCGGUCUGCACAGCCGCUCCCUGCACAGCUUAAAUCUCCAGUAUUCAGAGUUCCAGGUUGAAGGACUCCUUGAGUAUCUUGAAAACCAUGGGAGCCAGAUCAGGCAAAUAUUGUUCAGUCAUGGACUAAAGAAUGACAGACUUCUGGCUGCAAUCACUCGGGGAUGCUGUCCCGAUUUGGAGAUGCUGGAGGUCAACACCAAGCUUGACAGUAAAGACUGCCAGCUUCCUGUUUGCAUCCAGGCACUACAGAUGGCAUGCCCUAAGCUCAAGACCUUCCGAAUGAUGAACGUCCAACCUCUUCAUAAGGGAAUGCGUUUUGGUAUCGACCCAACAUCAGGCUUCCCAUUACUGGAGGAGCUUUGUAUCGCAACCACAUCGUUUUCCUAUUUGACCGACAGAGAUUUGAGGGACAUUCUCUUCGAUUCCCCCAAACUGCGAGUGCUGGACCUGCGAGGCUGUUCUCGAAUCACAGCGUCUGGUCUUGCAGCUUUACCCUGUCUAGAGCUUGAAUGUUUGUUCUGGGGACAAUAUUUCAGCAGCCAUGUUGGGCUGUCAUCGCUUAAGAAAGGACUUCACACGUUGACCCAAAAAUGGAGUCGAACUUUGCAACAGCUGGACAUUGCACAUCAGCUCUUCACUGAGGAAGACUUGGAGUUAGCAAUGAGUUACCUUUGUCAAGCUGAGGCAGACACACUGCGCUCACUGAACUUGAGUGGGACCAGAAUUACACCACGUGCACUCAGGCCAGUCAUUGGACAAAUGACUGCUCUAGACUACCUCAACCUUUCAUCCUGCCGCUAUCUCCCAAGAGGUGUAAAGAGGAUUUAUCGUGGCCAAGAAGACAUCCGGCAGCUGCUGGACAAAUUGGAAUAGCUCUCACAUUCAUGUGGUUCCAGAAAUGAGAAACCAAGUUUACAAGGCAGACUUGAAUAUCUUAAUGCAGGCCUCGCUGUGGGUUAUAUUGUCUAAUCGAUGUGAAUAUUUUGCCCUCAGGACUUUUUUUUUUUGAUAGACAUUUUUUCUGUCUGUUGUUGGUACGAAAUUGACAUUUCUGUGUUUGAAUGCAAGAAGCAGUAGUUUGCAAACCUGUUACUACUGCAUUAAUGUCAGGUGGGGGGUUUUGUUUUUUGUUUUGACAAUAACCAACACACAAUGCGUGACACCUAGUACUGUAUAUAGAUCAUUUUAUUUGUAAAACUAAGUAUUCAUUUGCGUGUAUCUUUUUUUUUUAAAUGUGAUUUCUGUUUUUUUUUUUAAUUUUUGAUCAAAAAUAAAUGUUUAACAUGUCACAAGAGAAUCAGGGUUGUAUUGGUCUUUAUUUCCACUAGAGAGUGCUGUCCUGUCAGUAUAAAUUUACAUUUGUCAUCUUAAGGGACUGGUCAUACUGGAUUCAUACCUUGCUUGUAGCAACAUGUUUAAGAAUAGCAAAUACAUGUAAACACAUGAAUGGAUCUAAGUGCCUAUAUGAUUUUUCCAAUAAUGUAAACAUGGUCAAAGGAGAGUGUUUGAUAAUAAAAGACACAAUAUAGUAUUCACUUGUUUAUUGGGCCAAAUAACAGAAUAAACAAAAACAAGGGCAAAAAAAGUAUUUUAAAUCUACCCACAUUCAAUUUUUGCCCAAAUUUGAAACAGCACUACCCAUUUAGGUUAAUUAAACUUGGGUCUGUCUUGACUCAACUACUUCCAUGAGUGUAAAAGAAACAGAGUCAUAUGUCCCACAACAACAUGAAAAAUGGUAAACCAUAAAAACAGCAUUAAAAAUUCAACAUUUUAAAAAGCAAAGACAUAAAGAGACUUAAGACCUCUUUACUAUGUAUAUUGAUUUAUAUAAAGCUGGGAUUUUCAGCUUUACUAGGUGCAAAUUAAAUGUAAAUGCUGAAUUUUGGUUACAAUAGUGGUUGUAAGCACAGUCUUUGGUUUAUAUCUCUCAAUUAAAAAUGUAUUAAUUCCAUUGUGUAUGUCAGUUCUGUGACCACUUUCUACAAUAAAAACAAUUGUUCCAUUUUCUUUGGUAAUUAUAAAUGGGUUUUUUUUUCUUUAAAAAAAAACAUAUAUGCAUUUAUUACACUUCCAAAAUUGUACAAUAAAAGCAAAUAGGCAAAGGUCUUUUGUAAUCAAUCUCCUGGUUCACAUUUUAGUAAUGAUAAUAUUGCAGUAUAUUGUCUUCACAUGUUAAGUACAACUUCUAAAGUAUCUUUUUUUUAGUUCAGAAGGAAGCUUUUUUUUUAAUGCUAUAUUCAGUUAUUGAAGAAGCGAAUUGCUGUUCACUUCUGUAGUGGGAAGUAAACUGAGGCCUGUAAUGGGAUCUGUAAUACACCUCUCAACAGAUGGAGGUAUGUGAGGUUCUCCUUAGUGUUGGGGUCAAAGAAGCCCUUGGUGUCAUCAUCAGGAUCCGAUAAAAUCUGGUUCAUUUCUUCAUCAAAGUAACCUCUUUCAUAUGCCACUUGUACAGGCACUCUGUGACUGUGCACUGGGUCAAUUAUUCCUCCAGUUGCAAUUUGAGCUUCAAGGAGACGAAUUCCAUGAUCUUUCACAAUGAGAUCUUUUUUCAAGGCCUGGAACAAAGAAAUUGUUUUUCCAGUGUACGGAUCUUUGUAUCCUGUCACUGCCUUUUCUGCUGAGAUCAGUUUGUUUUUCCACUCUUUCCCAACCACUCUUUGAUCCACAGCUUCCUCUACAGAAAGCUUUUUGUUGUUGACUGGGUCAAUGAUAAAGCCUGUGGCAGCUUGGGCUUCCAGCAGAACCAGAGAUGUACCUGGAGUCAGCAGACCUUUGCUUUUAGCUUCAUAGAUACUCAUUGUCUUUUUGGUGGACUGAAGAUAAACUCCUGCAAUGCUGUUGGUCCCCUCAAGGUAUUUGCGCACUGAAUCCAUUUCACUUACUUCUGUUACUGUAACUUUUCCAGCGCUAAGAUCUUUGUAGAGUUUCUCAUCAAUGAUUUUGGAUUUGAGCAGCUCAGUAGCAGAGACAUCUUUUCUGAUUCCAUGGAACUUUUCAACUUCACUAGUUUCUGUAAUUGUAGUGGUGAUGGUAGUUUUUGUUGUGCUACUGUCUACUUUAGUUUCUGGUGGCUGGGACAUGACAAUUGAAGAAGAUGAUGAGGUUGUGUCUUGUGUAUGCUGCUCAAUGAUUGUCAGGAUGAUUUC
Molecule: messenger RNA, 4164 nt
Organism: Haplochromis burtoni (Burton's mouthbrooder)
Lineage: Eukaryota; Metazoa; Chordata; Actinopteri; Cichliformes; Cichlidae
Gene: fbxl6
Product: F-box and leucine-rich repeat protein 6
Exons: 10
Coding region: 194-1891 (565 amino acids)
Biological process (GO): SCF-dependent proteasomal ubiquitin-dependent protein catabolic process
Cellular component (GO): SCF ubiquitin ligase complex
Molecular function (GO): protein binding
Source: RefSeq, a predicted model, not a curated record